Molecule: messenger RNA, 2048 nt
Organism: Thunnus maccoyii (southern bluefin tuna)
Lineage: Eukaryota; Metazoa; Chordata; Actinopteri; Scombriformes; Scombridae
Product: pleckstrin homology domain-containing family S member 1-like
Exons: 15
Coding region: 1-1350 (449 amino acids)
Source: RefSeq, a predicted model, not a curated record
AUGAUCACAAAACAAAAGGCUUUUCUUUUGCCAUCAGGCGGAGCAGUGUUCUACAGACCAGCUGGAAAUGUGAUGGAGAUAAGAUCUGGUUACCUGUUCAAGUCUCCUCCUUCGAAACGGUUGAAGACAGAGAAAUCAUGGAAGAAGAGAUAUUUUGUGCUGUUCAAAAUCAGUGAGGAAGAACAUCAACUCAAGUACUUCAGGAACAAAGAGGAAAAGGACAGGCCACUUGGAGGGAUAGACUUAUCACAGAUCUCACUGUUGUAUGUGAGCCCCCAACAACACCAGAAAUGGGGUUGGAUCCAGAAGAGCUUCAAGUGCUCACCAUCCUGUGUGCUCUACAUCAAGGCUGCUGACCGGGACUACUUCCUCGUCGGGGAGAACAGUGAGGAAGUGGACAGCUGGUUCUGUGACGUGUUUGACGCAUUGAAAAACCGGCCUUAUAAGUUCCUCAGUCCAGAGGAAAUAACUAAUGGGCAGCAAGCAGUUGAGGUUAUCUCACAACCCCUGUUAUGGAAAAAGAGUUCUGUUGCCACCACUGACAAGGAAGAGUUGAAAAUGCGGUCCAUGUCUGACCCAUCCUCAAACACUUGGAAUAACAGCACUGAAAAAGUAAAGGGUGAAGAUUAUCCAAAAAGACCUGCAUCAGAGCCUGUGUAUCCAAUCUAUGACUAUCCAAGAUCCUACUUAGGACAAAUACAAGUCGGGAAAAAUGGUGAGACUGGUGACAGGAGCAGUAUGGAGUCAGUAUACGUAACAAUGAUGGAGGUUAAAAAUACUGAACAUCUGGCUCAUGCAACGGACAGUGAAGUUGAAAAGGUUACUACCGGGACCCUGAUGAGGUCUGUCACUCAGGUCUUUGACAAGCUGAAGACACAGAUUUCCCCACUGCCUCCAUUCGAUGAGGAGACAGGCGCUGAAGACAGAGAAGAAACACGUCUGUCAGACUUCAGCAGCAGCUCCAGUGAGAACGGUGCCGUCUCUCCUGUGGAGAUGCUGGACAGACUAAAUGCGAAGACAAUGGAAAAACAAAGCUCUAAUGAGAGCCUUGACCUCAAUAGCCCAGAGGAGAGAGACAUCAUGGUGAAACAGGCAGAUUUGAAAAAACACCUGACACUAACAGAAGUGGAAGGGAAACCAAGUGUGUCUGGAUGGACAGGUCCGCCACAGACAGUGUGUCUGUUCCACAAAGGAGACCAAAUUCUGGCAAUUAACGACUUGCACACCAGCAGCGUGGAGGAGUUUAACAUGUACCUAAGCAAGUCACUCAAGAACGAGGUGAGAGUGACCAUCCUGCGUCUACCUGGAUGCCCGCCUCUGCAUUCACCCAGCUGUCUCUGCAGUGAGUGACUGCAACUUGACCUUUAGAGAUGACACAGCUAUUUCUACUACAUCUGGGUGUGUUCAAAUGACUUUUUGAGGCACUUCCUGCACAGAUGGUGGGUUUUUUUUAACACGUAAUGACUACUUUAGAAAACUGACAGUAUUUUCCCAGGACUGUAGCCAGUUUCUAUUGAUCUGUCACUCUACUAGUUUACUUGAUUUAAGAGUUAAGAAGAGUUAAAAGUGAAGUUAACAGUUAAAAAUGGAUAUUAAACCUACUUAAUAAUGUCUUACAUUAUAUGUAUAAAGAUGAAUUUUACUUGUCAGAUGCUUGCAGCAUUAAUAAUGACUCACAUUUUCAACUAAGCAUGAGUUAUAAUGGGCUUAGUUCAUUGUGUAUUGUUUUUACUGUACAGUAAAUGAUGCUUGUUUUCAAAAGUUUUACCUAGAAGGAAAUAAAGGGAGAUGAUUCAUUGAAACAUAUUUCCUCAUACCACCUGUAUGAUGCCAAAAAAGGCAAUCUCAUCAUCACACAAGCUCUUGGAACCAGCACAGACGUUUCCAUUCCUAACAUGACUUCUGUAAUAACACUGUUUUUAUUAAUCAACUAUAAUCCAAGAUGAAAGGAAGCAAAAGCAUUUAAUAAGCAGAUUAAAGAACAUGCCAAGAUGCUCUGAAAUCAAUAUUUGUGUUGUAUGAUACCAAGAUUGUAAUUAAAUUAUAUU